UCUUCCACUACUCUGAACGUUUUAUAAAUAGUUAUGCCAGUAGAUUAAUGAGUAGAGGGUUCUAUUGUAAAUUUACUGUUCCUUUACUAUGUCACUUCAAACUGGUAUAAGACCUAACGAAGAACUUGAAACUACUUUUAAGGUCUUGAGAGAACCUUUCUGUCCUCUCAGAGCUUGUAAAAUUUCCAUUAUAUCUCAAGAGCUUGUGUGCUCUGGGAUAUUAAAAGCUAAAACAACAUUUGAGCAAGAAUACGACUCCAUUGUAGCUUCUCUACUUAAGCCCUCCGAACCGUGUUACAUCUUGUUACGUUCUGAUAAAGUUGAUAAAGAGAAAAUCAGUCUUUGGGUAUUUAUCUCUUACAUUCCUGAAGACUUAAAGGUUAGAGAUAAAAUGGUUUAUGCCGCUACCAAAUCAACUUUAAAAAAAUUUUUUGGAGGAUGUAUUGAUGUUGAAAUUUCUGGGACGACCCCCGCAGAAAUCCUCUACUCUGGUUAUACGCUACACAGAAAACUUGAAGGUUCAACGCCGCCUUUGUCAUUGUCUGAAAUUGAGAAAAAGGAACUCGAGAGUCUCAAGGUAGUUAUCCUGUUCUUUAUUAAACUUUGUGUACUGCUUAUGGCAGAAAAGGCAAUGUCUUCCGUGGGUUUGUCCACUCGCUAUGAAGUCGCCAGUAAAUUAUCCUUUCCUUUAAAUAAGCUGGCUGUAGGAGCAUUAAAGGAAUUGGCAAAUUUCACAAUCACGUUUGUUUCGCUCGCCUUAAAUCUGGACGAGGAGACUACCUGUUUAGAUCAGCGAGCCAACUCCACCGUUAAAGAAAUAUCCGCAGAGUUACCUUCUGAAAGUCCUCGAUAUUUGUUUAUUGCUUUCAACCACGAACGUGAGGGGGCUGUGGAAACAUUCAUUAUUUUUGUCUACUUCUGUCCCGGAUUUAAGUGCUCGAUUAAAGAAAGGAUGUGUUAUUCCUCUUGUAAAAGCUCUGUAGUCACCGCUGCAGAAGAGUUGGGCUUAAAGAUUACUACAAAGAUAGAAAUAGCAUCUGCUCGGGAACUGACAGAAGAGAACAUCCUGUCUGAAUUAUUUCUUGUAGUUGUACCCACCAGAAAAAGCAAAACUACAUAAGUUUUCAAAGCCUAAAGCAGCUGGCCGUGGGGCGCGGAGACUAAUAACUUAACUUACUAAUAGUUUCCGGAAAGAAAGCAAUGCUGUGUUUUCAAUCAAACAUAACCGCUUGCAUUUCAACGCUCUUCCAGUUUAGU
This is a messenger RNA of Zophobas morio, 1257 nucleotides long. Its product is annotated as twinfilin-1-like. Lineage: Eukaryota; Metazoa; Arthropoda; Insecta; Coleoptera; Tenebrionidae. The coding region runs from base 89 to 1120 and encodes 343 amino acids. The transcript has 12 exons. Gene Ontology annotation, cellular component: actin filament; cytoplasm. The record is from RefSeq and is a predicted model, not a curated record. Gene Ontology annotation, molecular function: actin monomer binding; actin filament binding. Gene Ontology annotation, biological process: barbed-end actin filament capping; actin filament depolymerization.